GAUGACUGUUACAUCGAAAAAGGGGGAGGAGGAAACUGGAUAUCUGGGCCCCGUUUCCCAAAGUUAUCUUAAGGCGUCUUGGCAUGGUUCUACAGAUGAAGUUCGCCGUGAAAUGCUUUUGGGAAACCGGGGCCUGAUAAACACUAGAGAAGGAUGUGACUAUUGUGGAUCUUCUGGGGAGCCUCAACAACAUCAUGAUGCUGACGAGGCAGAGGAGAGUCUCUCUACAUCAGAACACCUCAAGAAACACCAGCGGAAACCCACAAGGAAGAAUUAUCACCACUGCUCUGACUGUGGGAAGAGUUAUUUAAGAUCAGAUUCACUAAAAAUACACCAGAGAACACAAACAGGAGAGAAGCCUUACAGCUGUUAUCAGUGUGGGAAAAGUUUUACUUCAUCUAGCCACCUGACCAUACACCAGAGAACACACACAGGAGAGAAGCCUUAUACGUGUGAUCAAUGUGGGAAGAGUUUUGUUACAUCUAGCUGUCUGACCAUACACCAGAGAACACACACAGGAGAGAGACCUUACCACUGCUCUGACUGUGGAAAGAGUUUUGUUAUCUCAGGAAAUUUAACAUCACACCAGAGAACACACACGGGAGAGAAGCCUUAUAGCUGUAAUCAAUGUGGGAAGAAUUUUUCUCACUCAGGCAACCUGAUAGCACACCUGAGAAUACACACUGGAGAGAAACCUCACUGCUGCUCUGACUGUGGGAAGAAAUUCAUCUUUUUAGCAGAUCUUAAAAUACAUCAGAGAAUCCAUACAGGAGAAAAACCUUACCACUGCUCUGACUGUGGAAAGAGUUUUGUUUCAUCAAGACAUUUAAAAUCACACCAGAGAACACACACAGGAGAGAAGCCUUAUAGCUGUGAUCAAUGUGGGAAGAGUUUUGGAACAUCUAGCAGCCUGAAAACACACCAGAGGGGACACACAGGAGAGAAACCUUAUAGCUGUGAUCAAUGUGGGAAGAGUUUUGUUACAUCUAGCAGUCUCACUAUGCACCAGCGGACACACACAGGAGAGAAACCUCAUACCUGUAGUCAAUGUCACAUGAGAUACUCUGCUAAAAGAUCUCUGAUUAAACAUCAGAAAAUACAUACAUGAAGAAGUUGUUUCAUGAUAUCAAUGAAAUAAUGUUACAAUAUAGAAUGUUUUAACAUUGUAGUAGGAGUAUUUUAACGACGUUCUGUUGGUUUAAGUGUCAUGUGGAUAUGAGCCUCAUCAGGGCAAAAUCCAGGCUCUUUGAAAUUUUAUUGAAAGGGUAUUUAACCAAAAAAGUGUUGCGUUACCCUUACCUCGUUGUGAAUUAAAAUGCAUCACUUCAAAAUGUAGCUAGCUGUUUUCUACAAAUUGUCCUCCAACCAGUGAUGUACACAUUAUUCUCAGAUUCCGUGUCGUGUUUGAGCUGUUAGUUUAAUUUUGGAGACAUAUAAUUGAAACGCAUCCCUCCAAAAUGCAGCUGACUGUCUUCUGCAGGUUGUCCUCUCACCAGUGAGGCAAAAGAUAUCUCCCAUUUUCAGGUGUUUUGUUUAGUUGUGUUCGUUUCAACAGCACGUACAACCUGAU
Oncorhynchus masou masou (cherry salmon) is the source of this 1570-nucleotide messenger RNA. Its product is annotated as gastrula zinc finger protein XlCGF17.1-like. The record is from RefSeq and is a predicted model, not a curated record. The coding region runs from base 2 to 1108 and encodes 368 amino acids. Lineage: Eukaryota; Metazoa; Chordata; Actinopteri; Salmoniformes; Salmonidae. The transcript is spliced from 2 exons.